CCCCCCCCCCCCCCCCCCCCCCCCUCUCCGGUGCUCUCCAUUUCCAUCUCCCUCUCGAUCUCUGAGCUCUCCGAGCUCCUUCAAUGGCGGUCGAGAGCCCUCCCUCGUAGCUCCGAGAGGAGAAGGAGCUCUCUUGUUUCCUCUCAAAGUGGGAUCUUUGGCGCUCUAGAUCCAAGAAACGAGCAAAGACUGGGGCUUUAUGAUGCUCUGAGCUGGGAACCGAGCGAGUUCCUGGGAUUCGUUGUGGUUGAUGCUUUUGUUUCCAAGAGAAUGCCGAUUUCUCAUGGUGGUUCAGAGAUUUAGCUGCUGCGAUGAAGCGAUCGCUCCGCUUGCCCAUUAGCCUCCUUCUGGUGGUCGCCGUCUUCACCGCCCUCAGCUUCGGGGCGGCGCUCCGCCGCGGCAUCGGCGAUGGAUACUUGCCGGUAGUCGCCGCCGUGACGGCGCCGCCGCCACUCAACGCGACGCUCCUGAGGCUGGCGGCGGUGUACGCCGGGGAGGAGGACCUGCGGAAGGACGUGGAAGACCUCCUCGACGGGACCUUCCCCGCCGGCAUCUCCGGCCGCCGUGGGGGCAGACUCCGCGCGUUCUCCGCCUGGCGGCGGGAGAACCACCUGGAAGCGCGGACGCGAUCCGGCUCGCGACUCCCAAUCCGACUCCGAUCACCCAAGGACUUCCGGAUCUUCCCGGAGUUCCGCCGCGCCCUCCGCAACUGGUUCCGGAACCGCCGCUUCCAGCCGGAGGUCAUGGCGGAGCUCGUCGCCCUCGUCAAGGACCCCAUCGACGGCCACCUCGGCCGCCCCGACGCCGGCCGCCGCUACGGUACCUGCGCCGUCGUCGGUAACAGCGGGAUUCUCCUCAAGAGCGAGCACGGCGAGCUGAUCGACGGUCACGACCUCGUCAUCCGCCUCAACAACGCCCGCACCAACGGCUACCAGCGGAAUGUUGGAUCGAAAACCGACCUUUCCUUCGUGAACAGCAACAUUCUCCACUUCUGCGCCCGGAGGGAGGGCUGCUUCUGCCACCCCUACGGCGAAGACGUCCCCAUGAUCAUGUACAUUUGCCAAGCCGUCCACUUUAUCGAUUACACCAUCUGUAAUUCCUCCCACAAGGCUCCCCUCCUCAUCACCGACGCCCGGUUCGAUGUUCUCUGUGCUAGGAUAGUGAAGUACUACUCUCUGAAGCGGUUCGUCGAGGAGACUGGCAAGCUGCCAGAGGAGUGGAGCAAGGCCCAUGAUGAGAAAAUGUUCCAUUACUCGUCGGGGAUGCAGGCCAUAAUGCUCGCUUUGGGAAUUUGCGAUCAAGUUAGUGUUUUUGGAUUCGGGAAGUCAGCGGAGGCAAAGCACCAUUACCACACCAACCAGAAGGCCGAGCUGGAUUUGCAUGAUUAUGAGGCAGAGUACGCCUUCUACCAUGACCUGAUCGAGAGGCCGCAGAGUUCAGAUGUGGCAUUUGUAUUUUUGAGUCUGGUUUUCCAACUAGGCAACAUGAAUAAAGGGGAAAAUUAUCUUCCACAUGACAUUGAGUGUUCUGGUUACUGCAAUGACCUAAAUUGGUGGUGAGCAUCCAUUGUAAUGGACCCAUUGCAAGCUGUCAUUGCAUAUGCAGGUUACUUCUUGAAUCAUGCUCCAUUAUUUGUGAUCUAAUCAUAUCAAUUAUUUCUGCAAAAAAAAUGAAGAUGCAUCACAAGAAAUUCUCUGAUACUAGGUGAGAUAUGUAAAUUGCAAAUUUUCUAUAUACUAGUCAUCUGUAUUCUGACUCUGCUUUUCAGCUGGCUCUUUCUGCAUCAUCCCCACCCUCCCUUAGUACCAGUAAGCCAUAGAGUGGGGCAGUAAGUACAGGAUAAUAACUGCAGCAGUCUCUUUUCCUGCAUGUACCAUUGACUCUUGGUGAGUAUCUUAUUGUUCUGGUCUCAAGUGACUGAUCUUGCAUAGGUAGAAUAACUUCUGAUGAUUUUGGUUUCGAUGUCUUAAUUUUCUCAGCAACAAUAUUAUCAUAUAACAAGGUUUUAGUAGUUACAUUGAUUUUAUAGAAGAUUUAGUACUUUUUUGUGAUUAGUUGCAUUCUAUAUAUGAGCAGAAGUAUUCCCUUUUUUCUUUUUUACUUAUUUGACAGGUCAUCAGAUGCUGGAGCAAGCAAUUAACUUGUACUCCAAACAUGUGUUUUGAUUUGGUAGCAAUUUUGCACAUCUAGUUAUAGUGUUUCAUUACAUCUGUACAUUUAAAAGCAUUCCUUGAUAUGUUAAGAUAUUUUUGUACAUAUUAUAUGUGCUUGCUUCACUCAAUGGAAUUUUGUUUGAGGAGAGAAAAGUCAAAAUUUUAAACUUCAAUGCUUCAUUAAUGAGUUCACUUUUUUAUUUAGUAGCCCUGAUCGAUAUGCAUUUUGUUGUAUCGUGGAACAUCACAUGAUUAUUCUCAUUUAUCUGCACCAUGUACUUAAGAGGGCAUGCCCUUUAGUUUUUUUUUCUUUAUUUUAUUUUAUUUUAUAUCAUUUUAUUAUUUAAUGUUCUAUUGAAAGCAUGUCUUCCUUGUAAUGGAUAGAAAAAUACGCAUAUUACUUUCAUUUAUCUCAUUUGAUCUCAUUUAUAAAUGGCAACUACAAGUAAUUUAUUUUGUAUCUGUCAUGGACUACUCUGGAUGAAGAGGGAAAAGUGGAUGGACACUGCAGUGCUUUCAUGUUUUACAUAGUGCAUUCUCUUGGUCUAAUGUUUUUAAUUAACUUUCACUAGCCUUUUCUUUUGCCAUUAUUGUUCUUUUCCUGCACAUUUUGAAUUUUCUUGCUGUUAAUAUAAUUCUUACAUGAAUAGUAGCUACCUUCAGUUGGAGGAACCUUUCUUAGUAAUUCCUUCCACUCCCAAAACAAACCAUCCUGCUUAGCCUUUUAUACCUUGAUGCUUUAUUCACUGUUAGCAUCUACAUGACCCAUGACCUCUUCUUCAUAUGCUUAUCUGGAGCUCAGAGAAUGAACCAGAUAAGAGUGAGAAACUGAGAAACAGGUUGUGAUCAAUGGCUGCAAAAUAGCACAGAAUUCUUUUACUGCUUGUCACAUUUUUACUCUUCAACAACAAUCUGAUAAUAAAGGAAUGAGAUUGCAAUUUGCAAGUCUGCUGUUGCCCAUAAACAUGCUUCAGAUUAUUCCUCAGAUUGAUGAAUAGUGCAGUGUUAUAAAAUGUUAUUGCUUGAGGAUAAUAAUCAAAAUCACAAAGUUUAAUCUAUGAUACUUGGUCCUAGCCUCACAAUAGUACAAGUAACAUGAAUCAUGAAAUUCUUGGGCAUCAUUUAGAACUUGUCUUUGUUAUUUAAUGAAGAUGACCAUAAAAUGGGCCUCAUCUUUUAGCCAUCAACUUUUCAUACUUUACCAUGUAAUUAGCAUUUUCAUCUUUCUUUCAUUGGAGUUUCUCAUCUUGUCAUUUUUUUAGUAUUUACUCUAGGUAAGGAAUGAUUCUUCAUUCUAUUAAUGAUGAAAUUUUAGGUUUUGCUAAAUGUAAAUUUAUUAAGAGGAUUGCAACUAUACAUAAAAAAUGACAGCAUUUGUAGUAUUUAAAUCUGCAUUCUGUUUAGUACCUUUGUCCUCCUAAAAUGGGCUCAGCUUAUAUGAGGCCACUUCUAUUGCAUGCAAAAGAUUGUGCGGGAAAAACUAUAACACAAGAUUUACUGAGCAAAGGAGGAGUGUUAACUCUGUUGGAUCUUCAGCUGAAAUACUGAAACCUGAAUUGUAUUUUACAGAGGUGAAGUUUUGUCUCUUAGAUUUCAAAUCCAGUACAGAUUCUCUACCAUGCCUAUUAAAAUUUUGGAAUUUUGAUCAGGUGUAACAGUAGGAUACUAAAUUUAUUUUAUUGAGUGAAAUUAAAUGCUAAUACCAACCUCAAUAGCUUUAGCUGCAAUCUCAUCUGUUGCUGAAUACCAGUUGUAGCCAACCAUUAAGAUUGAUUUGCUUCUCCAUAUUUUGCUUUUAUAUAAAUUGCAUCCUUCUUCCUCAUCUUGCAUGAAUGGGAAUCUUUUCAUCCAUGAGAUUCCGCAUGCAGAUUACUUUGGGUGCACAUUAAAUCCGGUGACUGUAAUGGUUUUCCUUCUGGAGGUUUCUUGAUCAUGAUGGCCAUCCUAAUCUGAUUUGCCAUUAGCCCUUUUAGUAUAUCCUAACAGUUUUGAAACUUGACACAAAUUGUCUGGAUGAUCUGAGGUUUGUAUUAUAUAUGGGAGCUUGUUUAAGUGGUUAGUCAUGCUGAGACAUGCCUGGGAAUGUUGGAAGAUAGAAUGACAAAUAUCUUUGCAAUCCUCCAUUAUUGUAGAAGAUAGUACAUAUCAUGCAAGGCUAACUUUGAUGCCAACAAUCAACAUAGGCCUUAAUGAUUAGUGCUAUAAGCUUUUAUGCAUUGGAAUCUAUGGUUAUGAACCUGUGGAUCUGAAUACGUUAGAAUGGAAUUCCAAGUGAAAUCUCUUACUAUAUGAAAGACUAGAAAGUACUUUCUUAGUUAUGGAAUAAGAAGUCUUCGUAUCUUAAUGCACGUAUAGUUAAUUUAUUAGGAACUAUUAAAGUGAAAUCCACUUUUUAGGAAAUAUAAGUUGAAUUGAUGAUAAGAAUAUUUUGUAGCAGAACAUUAUUCACAAUCCUCGCAAAGAUAGUUCUCUAUGAUAUCGAAGUAUAAGUAAUUCAACUCAUUUAUAGAUUAUGAAUGUUUGGUAUCCAUAUUAUGUUAAUUCAAAUUGAGUGGCAAUUUUAUAUCGGUUUAUAAAAUUAGGUAAUUUGCUAGGUUUUGUUAGUGUGUUCUCAAAGAUUCUGUAUCUUAUUCUUUUCAAAAAAAAUACUGACCAUUUAUUGUAGAAUGGAUGGUUAAGAUGGAUCUAAUUCUGACUGCCAAAUCCUUGUGUGAAUGGCAUGUGCAGUAACUAGGGAAAACUGUAAAGGUAUUUUUAAUUUGGAAGUAAAAAAUCAGUCAUCCUUUUUCUGAUUUAGUUUCUAUAGUAUGGUGGGUAUUGAUACACCGCGUAUCUAAGAAAUAAAAGAAGAAAUCGGAUCAAAGCUUUCUAAUUCUGUGAUCCUUGGAUCUUUUAGCCAUCCUUUCACCUUCCCUUUGCCCUCCUCAUCUUCACCAUUACCACUGCUACUGCUCUUAUCAAAGAAUUUUUUUUUCAAGCAUCAAAAAAUGGCAAGGGCAACUGAUUGCCAGCCGGUUGUUAAUUACAUUUUUAUCCUUGAUCACAAAUGGCUGAGAUAUCUCUUUUCAUUCAAAUAAAAUAUAUCAAAAUUGUAGCAAAAUCCUAAUUUGCUUGAUAUGUGCAAAUCUCAGAUAGGGGAAUUCAUAUUUUGGAUCUUAUCAGGAUGGGACAUAGACCUCGAAUCAACAUCAACAGAUUUGUUACCAUAAGUGAAUGGAUGCUUUGCAAAACUAUCUAUUUCGAUUUUGGUGCCCAAUUGAUAGACACUGCAGUCUUUAGCAUGGAGGAGACUCAAUUCUCCAUUGGCCAUUUCUUUACUCUUUUGGCUAUUCCAUAAGGGCACAUGAAAGAAACCACAUGGUGCUCUGAUCUACGUACAUGAAUGUUUAUAACUUGAAUGUUACCACGGUGGUCAUACACCGCUCACAAACAGGGUUUGGAGUUCAAGUCCUCAAGUGGUGUUAUAUUUAAGAUGCCAUCUCAAGUAACAUUAAGAAAGGGUGGGACUCAGUGCUGUUCUCUCUCUAUAUACGCAGAUUGGUUGUUUUGAUACUCAA
Phoenix dactylifera (date palm) is the source of this 5710-nucleotide messenger RNA. NCBI's taxonomy places the organism in Eukaryota, Viridiplantae, Streptophyta, Magnoliopsida, Arecales, Arecaceae. The record is from RefSeq and is a predicted model, not a curated record.